Molecule: messenger RNA, 595 nt
Organism: Centrocercus urophasianus (Greater sage-grouse)
Lineage: Eukaryota; Metazoa; Chordata; Aves; Galliformes; Phasianidae
Product: small integral membrane protein 10-like protein 2A
Exons: 2
Coding region: 22-228 (68 amino acids)
Source: RefSeq, a predicted model, not a curated record
GCGGGGCCGCAGCGAGGGUAUAUGGCGGUGACACUGUCCGCCCUGGCUGCCAGGCUCUCCCAGUCGGCCGCGGCCAGGUCGUACGGCGUGUUCUGCAAGGGGCUGACCAGAACCCUCCUCAUCUUCUUCGACCUGGCCUGGAAGCUCCGCAUCAACUUCCCGUACCUUUACAUCGUCGCCUCCAUGAUGCUCAACGUGCGGCUGCAGGUCCAUAUUGAGAUCCACUGAUUUGUCACUUGUGCUGCUUGUACUAUUUGGAGUCAAUCGUGUUCUUCUUCAAGCUCGUUCUGCUGUGAAAUAGCAAAGCUAUGCUCAUCUUCUAUAGGAAUAUGAAGAAAGAAUAUUUAAACCUAGAAAGAGUAUUUGAUGGUGGCCAAGAUCGUCACAAGGCAGCAGCAUACUUGGCACACAUACAUUCCGUAUUGAACAACUCUCAAAAUCACAGUGGCAGUUUACAAAAAGAAUUACUUUAUUUUAACAUCAGGAAUUGUUCUCUCUUUAAUAAUAUACCUCCGCCUUACCUUGGCUCAGAAAUGCCUUUGAAUUUGAGUGAAUCAGCAGGGAGAAACUCAAAUGUAGCGGCUUUAUGGAAAGA